This is a messenger RNA of Morchella importuna, 2085 nucleotides long. RefSeq lists its product as uncharacterized. NCBI's taxonomy places the organism in Eukaryota, Fungi, Ascomycota, Pezizomycetes, Pezizales, Morchellaceae. The transcript is spliced from 6 exons. The record is from RefSeq and is a predicted model, not a curated record. Bases 1 to 2085 code for a protein of 694 amino acids. Gene Ontology annotation, biological process: mRNA processing. Gene Ontology annotation, molecular function: mRNA binding. Gene Ontology annotation, cellular component: exon-exon junction complex.
AUGCCUGGUGUCUCGCGCCGCAAGAACCGGAUCGUCUCCCGCCGCAGAGGCAAAAAGGAGGAUGAAGAUGAGGAGCUGGGCGUUGAGGAAGAUUCCUUUACUGACGACUCGGGAAUCAGUGACGAUGAUGCUGCGACGGAGGGAUCGCUGACUGAUGAUGAGGGCGACGAGGCGGACGAAGGGGGCCCGGUGGUGGUCAACGGCGCCGGGGAUCAGCAGCAGCAACAGCAGGCAAAGGGGAAUGGGAAAUCUGUCCUUAUCAUUGGGAAGGCGCUGAAGGGCACCAAGGUGCAUGCGGAGGAGGAGGAUGAGGAAGGAGAGGGAGAGGAGGGUGCUACGGAAACGACGCCACAGGACCAGGAAGGCACGGAGGAGGAGGCGCCCCAGGAUGGGAAGACACCGGAGAAGCCCCAGGAUAAGAGGCGUGGGGACCACGAGGAUUACAAGAAGCGCAGGGACGCUGACCCAACGUUUGUACCCAACAGAGGAGGGUUCUACCUACAUGACCAUAGGCAUGCGGAAGGGAGCAAUGGGUUCAGGCCUUUCAGAGGCGGUGCAAGAGGUGGCAGAGGAAGGUACUCUGGUGACUUUGCUCCUCAGCCAACACCUUUAGAGCAGCAGUGGCAACACGAUAUGCACGAGGAGGUACACCAGGAAUCCUUUGUUGGAAACCGCCAACGCGGAGGUGGAGACACACCGCGGUCCUUUGGACGGACGGUUUAUAAAGGAACCGUGCAGAUCCAGGUGCAUCUUCCAGAGAUGAAGGAUCCCAUAGUCUUUAGUGAGGUUCCUUCAAAGGUUUACACAAGGCUCCCGUACCACCGGCCUCCGCUGCGGAGAGAUAAGCCAGUCAGAAUUGCUCUUCCAGAUGCUCCUGUACGGUACAUCUAUCCGAGUCCUACAAGGUCGUUCAUCUUUAUCCCCAGAGCUAUGAGGCCUGGGGCCAGGGAAGAAGUGUCUACGGAGGUUCCACUGGCUAUUCGCCUUCAGUGGGCAGCAGGUCAGGUUACGCAUCAGCAUCAGCAGCACCCACAUCCUCAGCAGUUGCAGCAGCAACAGCAACGGCAACAGCAACAGCAACAGCAACAGCAGCCGUCGCCACAAAGCCAAUCCCAGGCCCCAAACGCUGUUGUUGACGCAUCUUCGUCGAGGCCUUUGGAAGAGACUCCAACAAGGCCUAUCGUCAAGCUUCCAGGUGGACCUGGUACGCCUAAAAUGCCAGCAGCGCAGCAACAGCAACAGCAGCAGCAGCAGCAGCAGCAGCAAACGCCAGCAGCAGCACCUCAAAACACAGGCCAAGCCCCGGCUCAGGCGCUCACUCCCAAGGUGGUACCCCAGCACCCACCGCCAUCUUACACCCCGUCAGUGAACCCUAUUCCAUACCGUGAGCAUAGGGCUACACCAAAGAUCCCUAUGCAUCAGCCACGCCCUCAAAAGGCUGUUAAUGUUGCUGAGAUUGAUUCGCCGGCAGUUAUGCAUUACCAGGGAUACAAUGGCGUCUAUCCUGAGAAUAUCCCCACUCCCAAUCUCCCACACAACAUGUACGCCCAUUCUAGGCAUCCGUCCUACCCUUCGCAGACAUCGGGAACACCACUCUCGCACAUCCCGGAAGGCGCUGUCCACGCUAGAUCUUUCCACCCAUCCCAAUAUCCACCACAAGGAGGCUACUACCCAUACCCCCAGCAGCCAAUGAUACACCCAAUGCCCCACCAGCAGCCAAUGCACCAUGAUCCCCGGACUUUUGUCCCCCCACCACCCCCGUAUGUUCCUUCUGGCCCCUCGCCCAUGCCAAAUGGGGCUCCCGGCCAUUAUGUCAUGCACCCUGUCCAACCGCAUCAACCCCAGCCCCCUGUGCCAUCCGCCACACCUUCUGGCCCUACUACGAUUGCUCAGGAGAGUAACGGAAUGGUCUUCUACUCGACUGUUCCAAACGUUCCAGCGUGGGACCCGAACCAGUACUACUAUCCCCCAGCGGUCACCCCAGCGCCGGAUGGCUCCGUGAAUGGUGUGCCCACGAACGGGGCGGUGUACUAUUAUCCUCCGGGUCCUCCUCCUCAGCAGCAAGGCGUCUACUAUGCUCAGUAG